Hippocampus zosterae (dwarf seahorse) is the source of this 2586-nucleotide messenger RNA. RefSeq names its product suppressor of tumorigenicity 7 protein homolog. Lineage: Eukaryota; Metazoa; Chordata; Actinopteri; Syngnathiformes; Syngnathidae. The transcript is spliced from 16 exons. Bases 279 to 1832 code for a protein of 517 amino acids. The record is from RefSeq and is a predicted model, not a curated record.
GACCCACAGCGACACCGUCAGGCGGGCGGGAGCUAACCAAUAGUCCACAUUGGCUUGACUGGCUGAAUCCUGCUAGCUUGGUUCACGUUAGCCUGGCUGCCAACGAACAACCACGAACAGACACGUAGCCCAGCAGACAGACGCUCCGCGACCCUGCCGCUGGAUACCAGGCACAUGUUCGGUUCCUUCGGAGCCACUACUUGCGGGGGGAAGAAAUGCUAUCCACGAAUAGGCAUCUGAGCACCGCGCACUAAAAAAACAAAGCUCCCGAUCCAGCCAUGUUCGGCACAGAGUCGUCACUAAGCAUGUUUCUCAACACCCUGACACCCAAGUUCUACGUGGCUCUGACGGGCACCUCCUCCCUCAUAUCAGGACUCAUUUUGAUCUUUGAGUGGUGGUACUUCAGGAAGUACGGCACCUCCUUCAUCGAGCAGGUGUCUGUGAGCCACUUGCGCCCCCUGCUGGGCGGCGUGGACAGCAGCUCCCCCAGCAGCUCCAGCACCAGCAAUGGUGAAGCUGACUCAAGUCGGCAAAGUGUGUCGGAAUGUAAAGUUUGGAGAAACCCGUUGAAUUUAUUUCGAGGAGCCGAGUACAAUCGGUACACGUGGGUGACCGGCCGAGAGCCACUGACGUACUACGACAUGAACUUGUCGGCCCAGGACCACCAAACCUUCUUCACCUGCGACUCUGACCACCUGCGGCCCGCCGACGCCAUCAUGCAGAAGGCAUGGAGGGAGAGAAACCCGCAAGCGCGCAUCUCGGCCGCACACGAAGCUCUGGAACUGGAAGACUGCGCGACGGCGUACAUCCUCCUGGCAGAGGAGGAGGCCACCACCAUCAUGGAGGCUGAGCGCCUAUUCAAACAGGCGCUGAAAGCCGGUGAGGGAUGCUACCGCCGCAGCCAGCAGCUACAGCACCACGGCACGCAGUACGAAGCCCAGCACAGAAGAGACACCAACGUGUUAGUGUACAUCAAGAGGAGACUGGCCAUGUGCUCCAGAAAGCUUGGCCGGACGAGAGAGGCGGUGAAGAUGAUGAGAGAUUUGUGUGUUUUCCAGUUAAUGAAGGAGUUCCCUCUUCUCAGUAUGUUCAACAUCCACGAAAACCUGCUGGAGUCACUGCUGGAGUUGCAAAAUUACGCCGACGUGCAGGCCGUACUUGCCAAGUACGAUGAUAUCAGCUUACCCAAAUCUGCAACAAUAUGCUACACAGCAGCUUUGCUCAAAGCCAGAGCCGUGUCAGACAAGUUCUCUCCAGAAGCUGCGUCUAGACGAGGUUUGAGCACCGCAGAGAUGAAUGCAGUAGAAGCAAUUCACAGAGCUGUGGAGUUCAACCCUCACGUUCCCAAAUACCUUCUGGAGAUGAAGAGUCUGAUCCUUCCUCCAGAGCACAUCCUCAAGCGAGGAGACAGCGAGGCCAUCGCGUACGCCUUCUUCCACCUGCAGCACUGGAAGCGCAUCGAGGGAGCGCUCAAUCUGCUGCACUGCACCUGGGAGGGCACGUUCAGAAUGAUCCCGUACCCUUUGGAAAAAGGUCAUCUCUUCUACCCUUAUCCCAUCUGCACAGAGACGGCAGACAGAGAGCUGCUACCCACAGUGUUCCACGAGGUGUCGGUGUACCCCAAGAAGGAGCUCCCCUUCUUCAUCCUCUUCACGGCCGGCCUCUGCUCCUUCACCGCCAUGCUGGCUUUGCUCACGCAUCAGUUCCCGGAACUCAUGGGCGUCUUUGCCAAAGCGUUCCUGAGCACGCUGUUUGCACCACUCAACUUCAUCAUGGAGAAAGUGGAGAGCAUCCUGCCGUCCAGCCUCUGGCACCAGCUCACACGCAUCUGACAAACUUGACUCUUUUUUUGUUUUUGUUUUGUUUUUUGGAUUAUUUAAAAAAGGUCUUUGUUGUACAAAAACAAGUUGCCAUCAUUAAAAAAUGGGGGGCGGGGGGGACACAACAUAGUGUUCCCUCACUAUGUCGCGGUUCAUCAUUCGUGACCCCCCCCCAACAUUAAAACGCAGUGAGUACACUCAUGCAGAAUCGGUUGUCGACCACUGCCCUCGCUCUGAGGCUCACUCACUACUAUCAGACCCUCCUUGAGUCACAUACAAAGACUUAGUCCAUGUACGAGUAGCCUCAAUUCAGUACUCUUGAAGACUGAAUACGGCCCAUUCAUAGAACAAAUGUCUCAUGAGCAACCCCACUGCCAAUGCAACUUUUGGCCUACCAGUACACAAUAAAAUUUGACUAGUUAACUACUGGGCGGCCCGGUAGUCCAGUGGUUAGCGCGUCGACCUCACAGUGCAGAGGCACUGGGUUCAAUUCCAGCUCCGGCCUCCCUGUGUGGAGCUUGCAUGUUCUCCCCGUGCUUGCGUGGGUUUUCUCCGGGUACUCCAGUUUCCUCCCACAUUCCAAAAAACAUGCAUGGCGGGCUGAUUGUAAAAUCAAAAUUGUCCCGAGGUGUUUUUUUGUCUGUGUGUGUCCACUAGGGGGUGCCAUUAGUCCAAAUACUGUGAUUCCUGUGAAAGACGGGUUUUAAAUUUCUCUAUUGAGAAAUUAAUAUCAAGUUCAUCGAUUAAAAAUGUAAUAAUUCCCUGA